AUGGACGACGGCUCGUCAUGCCCGACCGACAGCGCCGGGCUUCUCCCGCUCAUCGCCGGCUCCCCGACGGCUGAGGGUCUCGAAGAGAAGCUGAGGCGAGUGCGCGAGGAGAACCGGCGGCUGGCCAGCACGCUCGGCGCCAUACUCGCCGGUCGCCCCGACCUGCGUGCUCUGGCGAGGGCUCCAGCGUCAGCCGUCACCACCGCUUGGGCGCCGAGCGGCUCUGCCUCCAAUGCAGCGAGGGAGGAGGCCGCCGGCGUGACGGUGGAGCCGCGGCCCAAGGUCAGGACGGUCUGCGCGCGCGCGGAGCCGGCCGACACCGACGCCAACCUUGGCGUCAAGGACGGGUACCAGUGGAGGAAGUAUGGGCAGAAGGUGACGCGCGACAACCCGCACCCCAGAUCCUACUUCCGCUGCGCAUUUGCACCAUCUUGCCCCGUGAAGAAGAAGGUGCAGAGAGACGCGGAGGACAGGUCAAAGCUAGUGGCGACCUACGAGGGCGAGCACAACCACGCUAAAUCCCCGGAGCGAGAAUUCGUCGGCAACGAGUCCACAGGGUACGCGAGGUCACAGCCGUGCUCGGUCUCCAUUAACCCGUCCGGCCGGACGAUCAGGCUAGAAGACAUGACGAACCAUGGGUCAGGAUCGAGGCUGGACCUGGAGACUAUCCAGAGGGAGGUUGUUACGCCUGAAUUUCAGAAUCUUCUGUUGGACAAGAUGGUGAAUUCUCUCAAGAAUGAUGCAGAUUUCAUGCAUGCUCUAACAAAUGCGGUGGCUGAGAGAAUACUGGAAAAUUUUCCAGCCCGGCUAAGUUAA
Messenger RNA from Triticum turgidum subsp. durum (durum wheat), 816 nucleotides. The record is from the annotation of a GenBank genome assembly. Lineage: Eukaryota; Viridiplantae; Streptophyta; Magnoliopsida; Poales; Poaceae.